AUGGAUAACGCAAAAAAUCAAGUUAGAGGCCUAAAUCAACUGUUUUGGAAGAAGAUCUUCGUUCUAAAAACGAUACCAUAUUCUCCACAGUGCAAUGCCAUCGAAAGAUCGUUUUCACAAGCGAAAGCAUACGUUUCUAGGUUAUAUUUUAACAGAUUGUUGUUUGCGGAGCGAUUGACAAUAGUAAAGAAUAACCUGUUAGAGAAAAGGUAUCAAGAGUUGAUUGAGCAGACAAUUAACAAACACAGUGCUGCAGCAAUCGGAGAUGUUUAUGAUGCAAGGAAUUUGGAAAUUGAACUGAGAAACUUGGAAACUCAACAUGAAAGAGAACGUGUACACAUUAAUGCAGAAACCACAAAUCCACUUGUUGAUAAAAUUGAUGGUGCGGUAUUCAUAGAAUUGAUACAAAAUGCAUUUUCUGUUGUGUCAGAACAAAACUGUACCAAUUAUCACGUUCACACGUUGAAAGUUGCUUUUUGUUGUACUCUUGAAAUUCCACUAGAAAACGAUGAUAAAUUUACACACAAUGUUAAGAUAACCGAUCCUGUAUUAUCUGCAAUUAUUGAUUCAUAUUGUGAUAAUUGA
Entamoeba invadens IP1 is the source of this 585-nucleotide messenger RNA. RefSeq lists its product as hypothetical. The record is from RefSeq and is a predicted model, not a curated record. Bases 1 to 585 code for a protein of 194 amino acids. Lineage: Eukaryota; Evosea; Mastigamoebida; Endamoebidae. The transcript has a single exon.